AUGCAAUUAGCUCAAAUACAAGCCAUACGAGCCCAACAUGAUAAAUCGGCGACCGAACAUCAAAUUUCUUUUAUAAAUACAUUUAACGUCGUGGAUCAACAACGUGCUUCAUUGUGUGAACAAGAACUUGAACGAAGUAAAGUAGAGCUCAGUGCAGUGUACAAUCAAGUUGACAACAAGAAGCAUGAGAUUGAACGAAGUAAAAGCGAAUUGCAACAACAAUUAGACCAUUUGCAAGCUUUGAAAAAGGAGCUUGAUGAUGAAUUGAUGAUCCGAAUCGUGCUCGAGAUUGAACUGCAAACAUUUCGAGAAGAAUUGAUUUUUAUGAGAGCUAUUUAUGAAGAAGAGUGCAAUGACUUGGCUUUACUUGGCACAUUCCAGAUUGAUGUUGGUCAAUUUUAUCGAGAUGAACUAGCACGGGCAGUUGCUAAUAUCAAGAAAGAUUUUGAAACCAUUUCGCAUGCGCAAUAUCAAGAAUGGGAAGUGUACUACAAGACUAAAACUGAAGAAGUUCAGAAAGAAGUUAUUGAGCAAACACUCAAAAAGACGGAAGCAAGCCGUUCAAGUGAUGUAGGAAUAAUGGAUAUGAAAACGAUCAAGUUGGCAUUAGACGAAAGUCGAAACUCUUAUACAGCAUUGCAAACAGAAAACUCGAGUUUAGCUAAUCGUAUGCGAGAACUGGAAGAGGAAUUUGAAAGAAUACGAUUCCGUGGAUUUCAGUCAAAAACUACAUUGGAACAAGAAUUUGCCAUGCUACUAGCUGAGUUUAAUGGACUCAAAGCAGCAAUUUCAAAUAUACAUGAAAAUAAUAUUUCGCUUCAAUUCGAAAUAAAUACGUAUCGACGAUUGUUAGAAGGUGCUACCUUUUAUCUGUCGAGCUGGUACAAAAGGCGCGAACUUUCGUGGCGUGUCAGUAUUCUUUUCUCUGCAGCUGCACUAGCUGGCGCUUUUGGUGGACUUCUCGCUUAUGGAAUCGAUAAAAUGGACGGAAUAGGUAAACAAGAAGGUUGGCGUUGGAUUUUUUAUGUGGAAGGAAUGGUUACUGUUGUUGUUGGUAUACUUGCUUUCUUUCUCAUUAAUGAUUUUCCUACAGAUCGACCCAAAUUUCUCACCGAACAAGAAUGCAAUCAUGUACUUGCUCGUUUACGUACUGAUGCUGGACCGGGCGCCAGUGAACAUUUUAGUUGGGUUCAAGUUCGUUCGGCACUUUCAGACUGGAAAAUCUACAUUUGGUCGUUAUGUUUCUUUGGUAUGUCGGUAUCAAUCUUUUCUCUUUCUCUUUUCUCACCAACCAUUGUACUAAGUCUUGGAUUUGUCGCUUAUCAAGCUCAACUUCUUACAACACCACCAUACGCCUUUGCAUUCAUUACCACAAUGACUACAGCUUAUUUUUCUGACAAAUAUGCCCAUCGUUCCAUAUUUAUUCUAUCAUGGUUAGCAAUUACUAUGACCGGUUUUGUUAUCUUAAUUAUGGCACAAAAUUUGAGCGUGAAAUAUUUUGCUGUUUUCCUCGCCACUGGUGGCAUUUCGCCUUGUAUUGCUACGUGUAUCACGUUUCUUUCGUGUAAUAUUAGUCCGCAUACAAAACGAGCUACUGCACUGGCAUUUAUGCUAUCUGCGGGAAGUAUCGGUGGAAUUAUUAGCGGUCAAUUAUAUAGAUCGCAAGAUGCGCCUCAUUAUAUUUUUGGUCAUGCAAUGAACCUUGGUUUUUGUACAAUGAGUUUGAUUGCUCUGACGAUCAUUUUAAUCGGCCUUCAUAAAGAAAAUCGACGACGUGAUUGUUUAUACGGACCGAUCGGUAGUACGACAGUGCAAUCAGUCAUCAGUAAAGAUCAAGUGACAACCGAUGUAUUUGGGAUAGGUACUAUGGAAGACAGACAACGAUGGGGCUAUGAGAAAUUGACCGAAGAGCAGAUUAGUAACUUGGGUGAUAGACAUGCAGCUUGGCGAUAUAUACUGUAA
Rotaria sp. Silwood2 is the source of this 1962-nucleotide messenger RNA. The record is from the annotation of a GenBank genome assembly. Lineage: Eukaryota; Metazoa; Rotifera; Eurotatoria; Philodinida; Philodinidae.